This is a messenger RNA of Suillus plorans, 2200 nucleotides long. RefSeq names its product adaptin N terminal region-domain-containing protein. Gene Ontology annotation, molecular function: clathrin binding. The transcript has 10 exons. Gene Ontology annotation, biological process: intracellular protein transport; vesicle-mediated transport. The record is from RefSeq and is a predicted model, not a curated record. NCBI's taxonomy places the organism in Eukaryota, Fungi, Basidiomycota, Agaricomycetes, Boletales, Suillaceae. Bases 1 to 2073 code for a protein of 690 amino acids. Gene Ontology annotation, cellular component: membrane coat.
AUGCUCAGCGUGGAUCUCAAUAGCGAGUACCGCGAUAAACGAAAAGAUGCUAUCAAGCGUGUCAUAGCAUCUAUGACCGUCGGUAAAGACGUCAGCGGCUUGUUCCCCGAUGUCCUCAAGAAUAUGCAGACAGAUGACCUCGAACAGAAGAAGCUCGUAUAUCUAUAUCUCAUGAACUAUGCAAAGACACAGCCAGAACUCGUCAUAUUGGCCGUGAACACCUUCGUCAAGGACUCCGAGGAUCCCAAUCCUCUCGUACGCGCACUGGCGAUUCGAACUAUGGGGUGUCUGCGUGCAGAGAAAAUUAUAGACUAUCUAUGCGACCCUCUUCAACGCGCCUUGCGAGAUCACAACCCGUAUGUUCGAAAGACUGCUGCGCUCUGCGCUGCAAAGCUGUAUGAUCUCAAGCCCGAGCUUGUCAUCGAGAAUGGUUUUUUGGAUCAGCUUCGUGAUAUGAUUUCGGAUAGCAACCCUAUGGUCGUGGCGAAUACAGUCGCAGCACUCACAGACAUCCACAUCUCAGCAACCUCCAACCAACCAUCUGACUCUACUUCCGAUCCCGCCGUAUUCUCCAUCACCUCCGCUAUACUGAACAAACUACUUAUCGCCCUCAACGAGUGUUCAGAAUGGGGUCGAGUCGCAAUUUUGAAUGCUCUAGCACGGUAUGACGCGACAGACGACAAAGAGAGUGAGCACAUCUGCGAACGCGUCGUACCUCAAUUCCAGCAUGUAAAUGGUAGUGUUGUUCUUGCCGCAAUGAAGGUCAUCAUGAUCCACAUACGCAAUUUGAUCCGCAAGAUGGCACCACCGAUAGUCACCCUGCUAUCGUCCCCGCCCGAGGUACAAUGGGUCGCGCUGCGGAAUAUCAACCUUCUCCUUCAAAAACGAUCCGACCUCCUUUCGAACGAAAUGAGGGUAUUCUUCUGCAAAUACAAUGACCCGUUGUAUGUCAAGAUCGAGAAACUUGAUAUCAUGGUCCGAUUGGCCAGUGAUAGCAACGUAGAUGCUUUGUUGAGCGAACUGAAAGACAUCAAAGCCAUUGGCCAGACAGCGAUUCUAAUUGAGAGCGCAGCAGAACGUUGUGUGAACGUAUUGUUAGAGCUCAUUAACACUCGCGUCAGCUAUGUGGUCCAAGAAGCCGUGGUUGUCAUGAAGGAUAUCUUCAGGAAGUACCCCUUAACAUACGAAGGUGUAAUCCCUACACUCUGCGCUAAUUUAGAAAAGCUGGACGAGCCAGAAGCGAAAACGUCCUUGAUUUGGAUUAUUGGCGAGUAUGCCGAUAAGAUCGACAACGCGGAUGAACUGUUGGGGAUAUUUGUUGACUCGUUCAUCGAGGAGUCGUACCAGGUUCAACUUCAAACGUUAACUGCAGUAGUCAAGCUAUUCUUGAAGAAACCUGACUCGUCCCAGGGAGUCGUUCAGCGUGUGUUGAAUACAGCAACGAAGGAUUGCGAUUCACCAGAUGUGCGGGACCGCGCUUACAUAUAUUGGAGACUCUUGUCAACAGACCCUGGCGCAGCGAAGGCUGUUGUCCUUGCUCAUCGGCCACCAAUAUCUAUCCCGAGAACAACGGUUUCGCCCGCGUUGCUUGAAGAGCUCCUCGGCGAGAUAUCAUCAUUAGCAAGUGUUUACCACAAACCUGCUCAAACAUUUGUUGGUCACGGACGGGUUGGUGCCGACUCAGUGCAACGCAAAGGAUCAGAAAUUUCAGAUGCUCAGAAAGCCCUCCAGACGGUUGUUGCUGGCCAACAAGCAGAGAAUCUUCUCGACCUUGGUGAUGAUUCCGCGCAGGAUGAGCAGCCUUCUGGACUCGCUGCUACUCAAAUACUUCCUUCGACACCCGCUGCAGCAAACUUCCUGUCAGGCACUUCCGCGAAUCCACUAGACGACCUUGUGUCGAUCUUCGGUGGUAUGGAAACUAUGGAUACGGGCGCAGGAUCACUGUCAACGGCGCUAUCGCCGACAGUGACAUCCCUGUCCUCGCCUUUCGAAGGAUUUGGAGGGUCGCCGGCGCCACCGUCCCAGCCGGCUCAGAAUGCGCAGCCCCAGGAGGACUUGUUAGGGUUGUUCUAAUGUACUUGACAUCACCAUGCGCAUGUACAUAUUUGCUCGGUGCCGUUAGCAGCCUUCCAUGUGUGGUACACAUACAUGUCGUCUGGUCGAUAUUUUCUGUUUAAGGAAUGGAUGGGUUAUUCAUCAU